AUGGACGAAGAUCCAUCAUGGUGUGAGCCAUCAGGCUACAAGAGUCGACCAGUAGCAGUCAUUGGAGCAGGAAUGCUAGGCCGCCGCAUUGCAACAUGUUGGGCAUGUGCUGGGUACAAUGUCCAUGUCUGGGACCCCAACCCCAAUCAGUGCUCCGAGACUGUCAAAUAUUUCCGCGAAAACAUCUCCAUCUACCAACAAUACAUUUCCACAACGCCUGGGGAAGUAUCUCAAACUGUGGAUCUCGAAGCUGCUGCGUCUGAUGCAUGGCUUGCUGUCGAGUGUGCACCUGAAAACCUGGAGAUUAAGCAGGAUGUGUUUUCGGAUCUGGAAGCAGUCUGUCAGGUAGACUGCAUCCUAGCGACGAACUCAUCAUCUUAUAAAUCUUCUGCUGUCUCGCAGAAGACGAGACCUGAGACCCGGAACAGAGUUCUGAAUUCCCAUUAUUUCAUGCCCCCUCAUGUGCGCAUUGUCGAGCUUAUGACCUCCGGAAGUACCGACACCGCGAUCUUCCCUUUUUUGAAAUCCCGGAUGCGAGAAGUUGGAUUGAGUGUAUAUGUUGCAAAGAAAGAGUCGACCGGUUUCAUUCAUAACCGCGUAUGGGCUGCGAUCAAGCGGGAGCUUCUGAUGGUCGUGGCAGAGGGGGUAGCGGAUCCGAAGACCGCAGAUGACAUCUUCUUUGAGGCAAUUGUCAAGCCAGGGACGAGGCCAUUUGUGGCAAUGGAUUUGGUCGGGCUUGACACGGUGGCCAGCAUUGAACGUAACUUUGCCCUCGAACGAGGUCUUCCGACUUCACAAACAGUGGAGUUCCUAGAGCAAGAAUACAUCAACAAAGGAAAGCUUGGUGUGAGUAGCGAGAAUGGCGGAUUUUACCGCACCGGAUCGCGGUCAAAUGGACCCAGAUUGCUUGUCCUCGACAAUGGUUUGUCGGGCGAGGUCACAACCUUGCAGAUGGGAAAACUGAUGGAAUAUACUUCUACUGGUCAGCAUGUCCGCACCAUCUUCGACAAGCAGUAUAUACCCGACGGCGUCGUUGUGCACAAAGAACUCAAUCGAAUGUUUUGGACAUGCAUGGGCUACCCGGGCCAACUUGACGGUACGAUAUGUUCGGCGAAUCUGGACGGAAGCGAUUUCAGAUCACUACUUGAAAAGGGGGCCAUCAACACACCGAAGCAAAUGACAAUUGACCAGGAAGCUGGCAAAUUGUAUUUUGGCGAUCGUGAGGGUCUAGGCAUUUGGCGCUGCGACCUGGAUGGCUCUAGGCUUGAAAAAAUCAUUCAAACCGGCGAUUACUCUGACGAAAAUGACCGCAAAGAUCAAAGGAAUUGGUGUGUCGGAGUUGCUAUAUCGAAAUGUCUGGGCAAAAUAUUCUGGACACAAAAGGGCCCACCCAAAGGCUUCCAAGGACGUAUCUUCAGCGCAAACCUUGCAAUUCCACCCGGCGAAACUGCGGAGAAUAGAUCGGACAAGGUCUGCCUCCUUGAAGGUCUCGCGGAGCCUAUUAAUGUCGAGUUCCACGAAGGACUGAGAGCUCUUUAUUGGACUGACAGGGGCGAAGUCCCGUGGGGAAAUACGCUUAAUCGUGUUUUCCUAGGAGAAAAUGGGCAAUGUCUGGCCACUAACCUCACACCCUUGCUCAAACACCAAAUUCUAGCAAGGAAGUUCCACGAAGCGAUUGGCAUGGCAAUCGAUGAAGAGAACGAGCACGUCUAUGUGGCGGACUUGGGUGGGUCAAUCUGCAGAUGCAAUCUUGAUGGCAGCGAUAAAACGCGGAUCUUGUUUGAAGAGCAGCGAGCUUUUACUGGCAUUACCUUAUUUUGA
Molecule: messenger RNA, 1821 nt
Organism: Penicillium olsonii
Lineage: Eukaryota; Fungi; Ascomycota; Eurotiomycetes; Eurotiales; Aspergillaceae
Source: the annotation of a GenBank genome assembly